This is a messenger RNA of Osmia lignaria (orchard mason bee), 1130 nucleotides long. The record is from RefSeq and is a predicted model, not a curated record. NCBI's taxonomy places the organism in Eukaryota, Metazoa, Arthropoda, Insecta, Hymenoptera, Megachilidae.
GGCGUCGCGACGCUGCAUUCACGAGACGAGAGUCAACGAAACGAGCGCAACAACAGCCGCGAUAAUCGCGACAACCGCGAUCAUUCGAAACAACAUCAUCGGUUCUCUCUCGAUAUCAAUUCUCAACGAACAGUAUUAAUACCCUACCAUUCGUCUUUUCUUUUUUUUAAAUUAAUCCUUCCUUUUUGUAUUACUUUACGGUGAAACUAUGUCAUCAGUGAUGCUUCUGCCGCGUUGCACGUACGCGAAAAUUUGUCAGCAUGCCAUCGAUGGCUCUUUAAAUGGUCCAAACUGGCCGUCUUCCAACAUUCCACCUUGAUCAACCUCACCAUGACACUCUUGCCCUCUUUAAACGUUCCCUCGAAUCGUCAAUUUUUCAAUCGCGCAAUUCUUCUCAUAAAAAUGAAAGAAUCACUCAGCGACAAAGUGGCGAUGUUCGAACAAAACGCGAACAAACACCAGGAGAAACAGAGCAAGAAUCCAUUCACCUCUGGAUUGAACCUCGAGAAACGAAAAUUUUCCAAGGACGAAUAUGGCAGACCGGAAGCUGGUUCUCUGACGGCUAUGCGUGGCCGCAAAGCAGCAGCCCACAUUCUCAAAGAGGUGCUUGAACUUUGCGAGAUCAUUUAUCAAGAAGGUACACCCUGCCGGGAUGAUCCAGAGAUCAUCGCGAUCACGUUCGGUGAUCUCUUCAAUAUUUAUACUCACAUCAGCGACAAAUGCGUGGGUCUUCUACUGAGAGCCAGGAAACAGAAGUUGGUUGACUUCGAGGGGGAAGUUCUGUUCCAGAGGCGAGACGACGACGUACCGAUAUACCUGCUGAAACCUCUGAAAGAAAUCCGCGAGCUUUAUAACCAGCGACUACAGGAGAUCGCAAAAGAAACGCCAUUGAGUUAACAAUCGCUUUAACUUCGAUCCAUCCGCCCUUCGACAAACGACUCGUUGAAUCGCUUCCGGAGUCGUAGUUCCGCCAAUGACCAUUGUAUAAUAUAGAAUGUAAUUUUGAUUGGAAACCGAGGAUGUAAAUAUGAAGCGCGAGAUUGACGAGUGAAUGAUGUAGAUUCUUGUUAAGAAACGAACUUGUACAAUGUGAUACUUCAUAGGAUAGAAAUAAAAAGAUUUUUAUAAAA